CUUACCUCGUAUUUAGAUAAGUUAAUUGUUGUUUUAACAAUAAUAUUUUAAAAAUAAUAUUUUAACAAUAAUUAUAUUCUGGACCAGUUUAAGGCUGUGAUAGUCAAAACUGAGUUUAAAAUGGCAGAGAUUCAUGAUGGAUAUCGCUACAUUAUUCAACGUCGGCGAAAUAAUAAUAUAUUUUUCAUGUGUGCGGCAAGGAUUCCAACACUUAGUACUGGGCGAGGAAUUAAAACGGGAAAUAUUUUUCGCUUAACAAGACAGCAUAACCACGCUCCAAAUCAUUCCUUGGAAGAAGUAGUGGCUUUCUCAAGACACUUACGCAGAGUUUGCACUUCUCAAAUCGCAAACACUUUCGAUAUUUAUGAAAGUUUGAGUCAGAUGUACCCACAAGCUUCUAGAACGAUGACUUGGCGAAGCCCACAAUUAAAUAUGCGCCGAUGGCAGCGUAAUUUCAUGAACACUUUACCAAGGAUCCUUUCACUAACUCAUUUGAAAUUAUGUUUCCAAACAGAAUCGAAUUUGAAAAUUUGACGAAUCAUUCGCGAGGUUCAUUGUAAGUUAAAUUUCGAACCAAUUUUGAGGAACGUAGAACAACUGUAAUUAUGGGUGAUUCAGAGUUGGCUGAGCGCUUCAACCCUAAUUCGACAAUGUUUAUUGCGACUACAAAUGUAAUCCUACCUGCAGGAUUAGAUGCGACAGAUAUGUUAAUAGUUGUACUAAUUCAUAGAAACCAUGCUUUUGGAAUUUCUUGGGCCUUCUUACCGGACAAAUCAGAAACUAGUUUUAACGCUGCAGUUGAGAUCAUAUUUUCCCAAAUUGCUCCUGAGGUUAAUCCUAAUACAAUUUAUUAUGAUUACGAGCAGAGAUUAAAUGAUUCAUUAACAGCCAAUGUCCCAGGAGCAAAUUUGAAAGGAACUUUUCCCGCUUAUGCUGAUAUAGUUAUUGGCCAUGCUACAGAAUUAAAUGUCAAUUUUGCAGACGAGAACAUCCUGAUCAUUUUUAAAAAGUUAUUGGCUAUUUCUCUUCUUCCGGCUGCUAACAUACCAGAAGGAUUCUUGUGGCUUAAAGCAAAUAUUCCUGAAGUUUAUGUGCCUGCUUUUGAAGAAUUAUUUCAGUAUUACCAACAAAGCUGGAUCAAUUCAAUGGGCCCUGAGAAUUUUUCUUUCUACAAUGAUUUCGAUUCAUUCAAUGAUUCAAUGAAAAAUCACAUCCAGAACUUAACCAACUUUUUAGGAAAUAAUAGCAGUAUCUGGAAUUGCCUAAGAGUACUUUUAAAUCAGAGCAUUCGCUCACACAGCGAUUUCCAGUCAUUAAAUAACAAUGGUCGCAUCACAUGCACACCGAGAUGUCGGAGUCUAGUGUCUACACGAAAAUUGCGUCGACUUUGGGAAUUGUUCAGUGCUGAAUGUAUGGAUUACCAUUUGUUUUUUGCCACUGCUUCUGGAAUUUUAACACCAUUUGUUAAUGAUGCUAUUCAUAAUGGCGUUAGAAUUAUUAAUGAUUUCCCAGUAAACACGUUUACGUCAAUGUGACGUCAAAAUGACAUUGGGCUA
Molecule: messenger RNA, 1556 nt
Organism: Cotesia glomerata
Lineage: Eukaryota; Metazoa; Arthropoda; Insecta; Hymenoptera; Braconidae
Exons: 7
Coding region: 606-1535 (309 amino acids)
Source: RefSeq, a predicted model, not a curated record